ACAGACCUCCGCCUAAAAUAUUAAACGGCCUCGGCUCCUGGUCCCUGACCCGGGAAGAGGAUUCGCUUCUCAGGACUCACCUUACCUGGGCAGGAAGCCCAGAGGAAGAGGAAAGAAAGAGGAAUCAGAAAUGACUCGUUUCCAGGGGCUUCUGACCUUCAGGGACGUGGCUGUCAGGUUCUCCCAGGAGGAGUGGGAAUGCCUGGCGCCUGCCCAGCGGGCCUUGUACCGGGACGUGAUGCAGGAGAACUACAGGAACCUGGUGUCCCUGGAGAACUCUGCUAGAUGUGUUCUCAAGGAAUUAUCAAAAGAGGAUGCCAGCAAAGGGGAAUCAUGCCAGACUUUGAUGUUGCAACGACACAAAAGCAAUGACAUCAAGGAUUUUGAUUUCAGGGAAGUCUGGCAAAACAUGCAUGAGCUUGAGAGUCAGUGUGGAGAUGACGAAACAGGUUACGAAGGAAUGACAGUCACCCCAAACAGCAGUCUCUUUGGUAGAAGAGACCAACAGCGUAACAAAUCCUGGAAUAAUGUUCCUCUAAGGCAGAGUGUUUCUGUAAGAAAAAGUGCCGAUCAAUAUGAUAAACAUGAGGCGUCGUAUAUAAUGUAUUUGUUGAAACUAAAAAGUGACAUAACCUAUGGAGGAAACAAGUAUAUGAAAUGUUCUGAAAAUGGGAUUGGAUUAAGGUUUCAGUUACACAGGGCUGAACUCCACAAGUUUCAAGCUGAAGAGAAAAUUUAUGAUUGUAACAAAGUUAAGAAGUUGGUCACCAAUAGUCCUGCUUUACCACUUCAGAGAAUUCCUCGUAAUGUCAACAUCAACAUUUAUAAUAAAUCUGGGGAAAAUUUUAUGCAUUCUUCAUUACGUCCACAACAUCAGAAAACAUAUAUCAGUGAAAAGCCUCACAAAUAUAAUGAUUGUGGGAAGGCUUUUAGAGAAAGCUCACACCACACUAGUCAUCAGAGAAUUUACUCUGGGCAGAGACCUUGUAGUGAGUGUGACAAAUCCUUUACCCAAUUUUCAGACCUUACCAGACAUCAGAGAAUCCAUACCAGAGAGAAGCCAUAUAAAUGUAAAAUAUAUGGCAAGGGCUAUAGCCAAAAUUCUUAUCUUGUGAAUCGUCAGAUAAUUCAUAUGGAACAUGAGAAGGCUUACAAAUGUAAUGAGUGUGGCAGAGCUUUUAACCGCAUGUCACACCUCACUAGACACCGGAUAAUCCAUACUGGAGAGAAGCCAUAUAAAUGUAAUGUAUGUGACAAGGGCUUUACUCAACGUGCAAAUCUUGUAGUUCAUCAGAGAGUUCAUACCGGAGAGAAGCCUUACAAAUGUAAUGAGUGUGGUAGAGCUUUUAACCUCAUGUCACACCUCACUACACACCGGAGAAUCCAUACUGGAGAGAAGCCAUAUAAAUGUAAUGUAUGUGGCAAGGGCUUUACUCAACAUGCAAAUCUUGUAGUUCAUCAGAGAGUUCAUACGGGAGAGAAGCCUUACAAAUGUAACGAGUGUGGCAGAGCCUUUUCUGGGCAUUCAAACGUGAUUAAACAUAAGAAAAUCCAUACUAAAGAGAAACCUUACAAAUGUAAUGAGUGUGGAAAGGCUUUUAGAGCAAACAGGAAUCUCACUUCUCAUCAGAGAGUUCAUUCUGGGCUGAGACCUUACAAAUGUAAUGAUGACAAAUCCUUCAACCGCAUGUCAUACCUCACUACACACCAGAGAAUCCAUACUGGAGAGAAGUCAUAUAACAAUAUAUGUGGCAAGGUCCAUAGUCAACAUUCGUAUCUUGUAGUUCAUCAGAGAGUUCAUACGGGAGAGAAGCCUUACACAUGUAACGAGUGUGGCAGAGCCUUUAUGGAACAGUCAAGCCUUGUUCGAUGUAAGAGCCUCCGGAGUGGAGAAAGGCCUUACAAAUGUAAAGAAUGUGACAAAGCCUUUAGCCAGCCCUCCAUCCUCGUCAUACAUCAGAUAAUUCGUACUGGAGAGAAGCCUUUCAAGUGUAAUGAUGGCAGAGCCUUCAUUGUGUGUUCAAGACUCACCCGACAUAAAAGAGCCCAUACUGGGAAGCCUUACAAAUGUAAUGAGUGUGGCAAGCCCUUUACCCAAUUUGCAGACCUUACUAGACGUCAGAAAAAGCAUACUGAAAAAAAACAUUGUAAACCUAAUAUAUGUGACAAUGUUUUUAUCCAAAGAUCAAGCAUUAGGGGUCAUCAGAGAAUUCACAGUACAGAGAAACCUCGCAAAUGUAUGUGGCAAAACCAAUUAGCAGGGGGCAGCCCUGUUCCACGGGACGCGAAACAAAGUCUAACGGUAGCAAAUUGCGGGAGCGGGAGGCCCUGGGACCCAGCGGCCGCGGAGCGCCCCGCCCCGCCAGGCCCGGCUCCCCAGCGGCGCGCACGCGCGGUUUCUGGCAGACGCGGAAGCGGCUCUCGCGGAGUGAGGGCCCGGCCGGCGCCUAUUGACCUGUCAAGACUCAACUGGCCUGAGAAAGCAGCCCAGAGGAGGCGAGAGGAGUCAGGAAUGACUCUUUCCCAGGAACUGCUGACCUUCAGGGACGUGGCCGUCGAAUUCUCCGAGGAGGAGUGGGAAUGCCUGGCGCCUGCCCAGCGGGCCUUGUACCGGGACGUGAUGCGGGAGAACUACAGCAACCUGGUCUUCCUGGAUGUUUCUACUAGAUGUGUGACCAAAGAAUCAUCACCAAAAGAGCACAUUAAUAAUGGAGAAUUACUCCAAAUACUGGUUUUGGAAAGACACCUAAGUCAUGAUUUCGAUGAUUUUGAUUUCAGGGAAGUCCAGCGAAGUAUGCACACAUUUGAGAGCCAGUGGGUAUAUGAAGGAAAAUACCACAAAGGAGUGACUACAACCCUUUACAAAAAUCCCACUGGUAGAAGAGAUCAACAUCAUCAUAAAUGCUGCAAUAAUUUCCCUGUAGAGCACAAUGUUUCUAUAAGAAGAAAUACAUCUCAAUAUUACAAAUAUGACACAUUAUAUAUGAGGAAUAAGGAACAAACAAAUAACGAAGACUGUUCAGGAAACAAGUCUAUGGGAUAUUUGGAAAACAGGCUUGAAUUAAGCUUUCAUUCACAUUUGGCUGAACUGCAGAGAUUUCAAACUGAAAAGAAAGCUUAUAAAUGUAAUCAAGUUGAGAAUUCUAUCAAAAAUUGUUCUACAAUUUCACCACUUCACAGGAUUUCUUCUAGUGUCAAAACCAACUUUUGUGAUAAAAAUGGAAAGGUUCUUAGGCAUCCUUCAUUGCUUAUACAACACCAGAAAACACACAUUAGAGAAAAAGCUUACAAAUGUAGCAAGUGUGGAAAGGCAUUUAGCCAUUGCUCAUCCUUAGCUAGUCACCAAAGAAUUCAUUCUGAGCAGCGACUUCACAAAUGUAAUGAGUGUGGCAAGGCCUUUAACAGGUUCUCAAGUCUCACAAGACAUCAGAGAAUCCAUACUGGAGAGAAACCAUAUAAAUGUGAUGUAUGUGGUAAGGAUUUUAUGACAUGUUCUCAUCUUUGGCGUCACGGGCGAAUUCAUACUGGAGAGAAACCUUACAAAUGUAAUGAGUGUGGUAAAUCUUUUUCUGUGUGUUCAAAUCUUUCUCAACAUAAGAGAAUCCAUACUGGAGAGAAACCUUACAAAUGUAAUGAGUGUGGCAAAGCCUUCGCCAGGAGCUCAAACCUUAGUCAACAUAAGAAAAUUCAUACUGGAGAGAAACCAUGUAAAUGUAACAUAUGUGGCAAGGCCUUUAGUCAGAAUUCAGGUGUUACAGUUCAUCAAAGAAUUCAUACUGGGGAGAAACCUUACAAAUGUCAGGAAUGUGGCAAAGCCUUUAAGCAUUCCUCAAGCCUCAGCAGACACCAGGAUACACAUGGAGUGAAGACGUAAGAUGUGGGAAGGCUUUUAUAAGUGCUCACAGUUUGGGAGUCACGAGAGAUCUCACACUGGAAAGGAACCGGACAGCAGAAUGCAGCAAGGCCUUCACGCCAUGGCCCGGCCUGAGGACGCUCCAAAGGUGUCCUCCCGGAGGAGACCCUCAGAAAUGUCAGUAUGGCGAAUUGUUCAAGCAGGUUUCACAGUGUACUAGGCUUCACAGAAUUCUUACUUGGAAGAACUAAGUCUAGUCUCUCUUGAAGAUUAAUCAAAUCAAAUGUACUUACCAGAAAACUGAAAUUCAAAAUCAUUCAUAAUUCAUGAGGUGAAGGGUAUCAAAAGUGCAAGGACAACUGUGGAAAAGGCCUCUUCAGUUUAAAAGUUACUUUUAUUCUUUAAGGUCUCAUGAUAAGGCUACAUUAUUGACUUUCAACUUAAGGUUCAAAAUCUCUUGAUGUGAUGUUGUCAUCAUAGACCUUUCUUGCAUUGUCAUGAUGGUGUCUGUGAAGGAACCUUAUUUUUGGGUCUAAUGUAAGGAAUUUUUCUUUUAAUUUUCAAUUCUACUUAUUGCUGGUAUAUAUAAAAUCAGUUUAGUUUUGCACAUUUACCUUGUGUCCUGCAACCAUGCUAUAACUGCAUAUUGGUGUUUUAUGUAUCAUACUUUAGGGCAUCAUAGGAGAUUGUUCAAUAAUUCUUGUGUUAGGUUCUACUCUUUUUGUUCUGACAUAAAAAUAAAUGAGUCUCUUAUACCACACUAAUAUCAGGCCAGUCUCACAGUCAUUAAGUCCAGCUUGGUCUUGGGCCAGGUUCCUGUUGUCCUGUGUUUUAAUCAGAAUAUCUGCAUUUUACUAAGAUUUCAAAAGCUAUAUAUAAGUUAGUAUUGGCAUAUAGAAUAAAUCUUUGCACAUAAAUGGAUACUUGUCACAAAAUUAUAGAAUAACAUGCCACCAAUCUACAGUAUGAUAAAUUUUGAAAACUAUAUAUAGUUCUAGAUUUUUGGAAGAACAUAGCUAACCAGCCUUUUCAGUAUAUCAUGACUGUGUAGUACCAUACUUUGUUACUAUCUCUACUAAGUCCUGAAUCUGCUACUAACCAAGGUGUGAAUUUAGUGAAAUCACUUAACUCUCUGUGCCUGAGUUCUCUUUAGAAUGUAAAUAGUAGUUCCUACCUUCAGAUUUGUAAAGAAUAAAGAUGUUUCCAGCUUUCAUAGUAGUGUUUC
Messenger RNA from Manis pentadactyla (Chinese pangolin), 5078 nucleotides. Its product is annotated as zinc finger protein 665-like. NCBI's taxonomy places the organism in Eukaryota, Metazoa, Chordata, Mammalia, Pholidota, Manidae. The record is from RefSeq and is a predicted model, not a curated record. Gene Ontology annotation, biological process: regulation of DNA-templated transcription. Gene Ontology annotation, molecular function: RNA polymerase II cis-regulatory region sequence-specific DNA binding; DNA-binding transcription factor activity, RNA polymerase II-specific.